Messenger RNA from Phytomonas sp. EM1, 1350 nucleotides. The record is from the annotation of a GenBank genome assembly. Lineage: Eukaryota; Euglenozoa; Kinetoplastea; Trypanosomatida; Trypanosomatidae.
AUGGAGGCUAAUCAUUUUUUGGUGAUUGAAUCGCUUGUCCUUCUUUUUCUCUACAGUCUUGUGAAAUCACAUCCUGAUCAAUGUGACGCAUCCUUAUUUGCUGGAGUGCGUUCGAAGAACGCAAGAAGAAAACGAUCAAUCGAGUCCAGAUAUACUGAUAACCAAUUGCAAUGCCUUGCACGUAUUUUAAGCCUUGUUAACAGCAUAUGUAUACUGAGAAACGGGGCCGUAACGAGUAAAGCGACCUGUACGGAGCGUGAUCUUUACUACUGCAACCCCCCACUCUUCGCACCUCAAGGCCAGCGCGGCGUGCAUCGAUGCCUGCAACGGCUUGCGGUCUGGAUGCGGAUUGCCGCGUCGUGUUUGAAACCCCACGAUACGCUCCCACAACCACACCAAGGCGCGGCCUAUCGGUUUAUCUUCACGAGCCCGCAGGCGGCUCUGGAGCGAUUCCUCACGAGCGAGAAUCACCCUCGGCCGUACACCCGAGAGGCUCUUGGCGUUGUGGCGGCCCCAAAGAGCCUUCUUGUGGGUCCUCUUUGCAUGAUGCUUGAUCAUCGAUCAGGCAAAGAGGCCGCGGGCGGGUCGUCGGUUCAGGUGUGUUGCGAUGGCAAUGGCGUGUUUCUCACCGCGGAAAUGGGCCUUCACAGUAGCGGUUUUACAAUAGACGACGGGGGCCGUGAGGUGGUCCUUGUUUUCGUGGAAAAGGAAAGCACCUUACGUACGCUUUUACACGAGAUUCAGGAGCCCAAACGGGGCCUCCAUGGUGAUGGUGGCAGCCGAGAAGGCGACGUGCGACCGAUGAUGCGUUCCUAUGUGAUGUUGUGCACGAGGGGGUAUCCUUGCGUGGCUUCUCGUCUGUUCAUGCGUCGUUUGUGUGCAGAGCUUCCACGGCUCCCACUCCUUGCUUUGGUCGACGGGGAUCCGCAUGGCUUGCGGAUCUUGCUAACCAUGUUAGAGGGCGGUCCAUCCAGCGCUGGAUGGAUCCAGAAAGUAACCGAGAACAGUGAUCAAAUGACCUCUUCUCACGAAACGGAGAACAGGAUCGCGCUGUUGCCUUUUCAGUGGGUGGGGUUGAGGCUCUCGAGGAUGUCCACGCCGCAGCUUUCGAGUGCUUCACUGAUGCCGUUGUCCGUUUCCGACGCGGGCGUGCUGCGGCAACUCGAGCAACGUAUCUCUGGUCACCUAGCGGGAAAAGCGUUUAUCCAUCCUUGUGUGAGGGCCACGCUGUAUGACAUGCGGAAGGAAAUUCAAUGGAUGUGGCGAACCCAUCUGAAGGCUGAGUUACAGGCUUGCACGGACGGACCGCUUUCAUUGCUUGAAGGAUUUCCGCUCUGCAUGCAGGUGUGA